Paraglomus brasilianum is the source of this 3001-nucleotide messenger RNA. NCBI's taxonomy places the organism in Eukaryota, Fungi, Glomeromycota, Glomeromycetes, Paraglomerales, Paraglomeraceae. The record is from the annotation of a GenBank genome assembly.
AUGGAAGAAUUAAGGCAAGCUAAUCAGGAGCUUCAUGAGGAAAUUGGUCGAUUGGCUCAAUCAAACAGAGACUAUGAACGCCGAACUUACAAUCUUGAACAGGAUAUAAUUUUACGUGAGAAAAGAAUCUGUUAUCUCGAGGAUGAGUUAGCAAAUACAAUCGAACUUUCAAUACAAGAAAGAGAGGAAUUAGAAAAAGAGAUAUCAGAUCUAAAAAAGAUUGUCUAUAAGCUCAAAAAAGAGAUCGAGCAAAAAGACAAAGAACUUCUUAAUAGAGAAGCUCAACUAGCGGAAUUUGACGUAAGAGAAAAGAAACUUAAAACCCGAAUUCGAGAAAUAUCCAAAUCUGCUGGAAAUACACCUAAAGCAUAUACUCAAACAGCAAAGUUAAUAGAUGAAAACGAGCGACUCAAAUAUGAGAUCGAAACGUUAAAGUAUAAUCUUAUUGACCGAAAUAAUAAGAUAACUCAGCAAAAAAAUCGAAUUACUGAUUUACAUUGUCAAAAUUUCGCAUUAGCAUUAUUAAGAUAUCGAGAUAGAGUAGAACUUAUAAAUACUCAAGAAAUAUUACAAAAUGCUCAGAUAUGGGAUACACCAAAUGAAUAUGAAUCGGAUGAAAAUUCUCAAGAUAGUUAUACAUCUGACCCAGAUAUGACAACAAUAGCUGAGUUAGCCGAUACUAUUGAUGGUUAUUUGGAUAAUACAGGAACGAAUAGAAUAAUUUUAUCCAAUCAAAUAAAAAGAGUAACACGACAGAUACGUCGCAAAUACAACAAUCUUCAAACAGAUCUUAUAAAUGUCCAACAACGAAGAUACGAUGCUGAAGCAGAACGAGAUGUACGGCAAAUAGAAUUAAGAAAAACAGAAGCUGAUCUUAAUUUAAUGAGUACUGCAUAUAACAAUGAAAUAAAAGAACGACGUCGCUGGUACUAUUCCUAUAAAGAUAAGCAUAGAAAUGCUAUAAAUUUACAACGGGAUAGAUUUUCUUUACGUUUAUUGUUACAACGAUAUAAAAGGCAGUUAAAUAUAUGUCGUACUGAAAAUGGAAUAUUAGAAUAUAAUCGCGAUCGAAUUUUUGAUAGAUAUGUAAAAUGGAAAAAUAAAGCAAAUGAUGAGCGACAAAUAAUUUUAAAUCAAAAUCAAAAUAUUUUAAAUUUACAGCAACAAAAUUUAGCGCUACAAAAUAAUAAUCAACAAAAUCGAAUUAUGGCAACUAAUCAACUACCGACAUAUUCAGGAGAUGAAAAUUUGGAAGAAUUUCUAGCUCAAUUCAGAGCAGAAGUAGAAGCUCGCGGUAUUAAUGUAGCAGAUGGAGCAGGUGCCCCAGCGGGAAGAGACGUUGGAAAAGGAUUAUUACGUGGUUGUAUGAGAGGACAACUGUUAGAAUGGUAUGAUGAAAAUAUUACUACUAAACAAAAUUUUGAACUGUGUAAUUUGUUAGAUAAUACAGGGCAAGCUACUAUACAGCUAGUUGCAGGACGUACAGCAGUACAAAUAGGUAAUCAAGCUAUAAAUCAAGCAAAUGGACGAGCUGGAAAUGAAAUAAUACCAUUAAGAGCUAAUGCAGAUCCAUGGAAUGAAGAUUGGAGUAUCGCAGGAGGAAGACCGACGAAUGAUCCUGUUAACGCUCCUAAUGCAAAUAAUGGUCAAACUGUAGUUGUAGCUGGAAUAAGAUUUGGUCAAGCUGUAUGGUUAUUAAAAACGCAUUCCCCACCUAUAGAAGAAGAAACACGAGCACUUAUAUAUGGAUCAUUAGUUCAAGGUGAUAAUAGUGUAGAAGAAUUUGUUAGAAGAGUAAAACAUGCCGGAAGAAUUUUAGGAUACAGAGAUGAAGAUUUACGAAGAAAAUUUUUAGAUGGAUUAGUACCAGAAUGGCUAGAAAAGGCUGAAGAUAUAGGUGAGGAUAUGACUUUCGGGGAUUUAACCAAACGACUAAUAAAAAUUGAAAAAAUUCGGAUGGCUAGAUUAGCAAGAAAAUAUCAAAAUAAUCCAAUUACCAGAGUGAAUAAAAAAGAAUCCAUUCCUGAUCCACAAAAAAUGAUUAAUGAUGCAUUAGCUCAAAUUAAAUCUGAAUUAGGAAAACGUGAUGCAGAUUAUAAAGCUGAACUAUCAAAACGUGAUGCUGAACAUAAAGCUGAAAUAAAAAAAAUAGAAUCUAGACUCUUUGAGCCAUUGCAAAGCAAUACAUUACAACAAAAAUCACAAAUGGUUGAACCAGUUAGACAACCAAGAAGUCCUCCAUCAAAUUUAAAAACGGAAGAAGAUUAUAAAAAAUAUUAUUUAGCUAAAUUCUUUAAUAAUUUAGGUAUAUAUGGUAAUGAAGAUUUAGAUUCAAAUUAUCCUAAAAAACCUUUUCAAAGAUCUCGUCCACAGCAAAAAGAUAACUCUAUUAGAUUAGAGGAGAAAGUGGAUGAAAUUGGGCAUAUGUUAUCUCAUCUUAAUAUAAACAAUCAACCCAAAAAACCGAUAGCCAAAUCAAAUAGAACACAACGAUAUUAUCCUUUUCAACCAAUAAAUUACAACUUUUCGGUUAAUAAUGAAAAUAAUGGAUAUAAUGAAGAAAAUGAUAUAUGCCCUCCUUCUGAUUUAGUAACUAUCCACCCUGAAACAUAUGAUCAGUUAUUGUCUAAGCUUUCACCGGCAAUGCGAAAAAUGUGUCAGUCUCAUACAGUUCGGAAAAAAGAAUCAAAAUCAGAUGAGUGGUUUUCAUCUCUACAAUACCUGAAUGCUAGUAUAAACGAUUUAUCUAUUUCCGAAUCUUUUUUAGAUAAUGGAAGUGAAUUUGGAGCCUUGAAUGAUGCAACAAUUAAUGCCCUCGGAUGGAAAGCUGAUAAGUCAUCUGACUUCGGUAUAAAAGGUAACUCUAAACAUAUCACCGAAUCACUGGGAUGGUUUACGGAUGUGCCAGUCAGUAUAAAAGAUAAGGAUGGUAAAACAGUUACAGCUACUGGAAACUUUACACGUAUUGAUAAUGGUGAACCUGAACCAAUGUUAUGUUUAG